CCGAGCAGAGAGACAGAGAAACAGACGGAGAGUACGACACUAGAACCGACACCGGAAUAAACACCGCACUCACGUCACCACGCCGCGCGCACACCGCAGAAGAGCUCACGCGCACACCGGAGGAUGACGGAGUGACGGAUCGAGGGAUUAUGCUCGGCGCAGGAUCGGUGUGCUCGCGCUGCGCAGUUGGACAGGUGUGUUACCUGUGGCGGGCUUCCCGCUUUCUCCUUCCGGCUGCGAUAAGAACCACGCCACGCGAGCGCCAGUUUAUUCCGGGUUGAAGGUGCGGCUCGGGUUCGGACAGCGGCAGCAGGAGGAGGACGGGACAUAUCGCCUCCGUUAACACCGACAGCACAGGCGCGAGACAAUCGGGCCUGUGUUAGUGACAAACACCCUUUAUUAUCGUGCCUCUGACGCAGCGCGGAACCGGACACUGCCGGAACCAGACCGGACCAUGGAGGUGUCACAGCAGGACCCCGAGCACCAUCAUCAUCAUCCUCCUCCUCCUCUUCCUCUUCCUCCUCCUCCACCGGAGAACGGCUUCGUGACACCGGAAGCACCGUCUCCGGGGCUGAUGCUGUCGCGCGUGGACGGCUGCGUGCUGCCUUUCCUGGGUGGGUUCGGUCGGUACCAGAAGCAGCUCGUGGUGCUCACAUGGAUCCCGGCUCUGUUUAUCGGCUUCAGCCAGUUCUCUGACUACUUCCUGCUCGCGCAACCGAACAGCACCUGCCUACGGACCGUUAACGGUACCAUCGUAACCGAGCACGAGACCACCACCGCCAUAACCGCCGCAAUGGCCACCGCCAUGACCUCCUCCGCUCCGUUUUUCACUCACGCGCUUCACACCCCGGCCGAGAGUAACGAGAGCGCGCGAGCCUUAGAACAUUGCGCGUGCGAGAAUGGGACAUGGAGGCACGAGAUGCUGUCGGGACUCAAACAGAAUGUGGUGACCAAGUGGAAUCUGGUGUGUGAUUCUGCCUGGAAGGUCCACAUCGCGAAGUUCUCCCUGCUGGUUGGCUCCAUAUUUGGAUACCUGGUUCUUGGAGUGCUGGCUGAUUGGUUUGGGCGUCACACAGUACUGGUGGUAUCGGUCUUCUUCACCCUUGUGUUUGGGAUUUCUGUGGCCUUCUCCGUUAAUGUCACCAUGUUUAGCACACUCCGCUUCUUUGAGGGCUUCUGGCUGGCGGGGAUCGCUCUCUCCCUCUACGUCCUGAGAGUUGAGCUGUGUCUGCCCGGCUGGCGUUUCUCCAUGACCAUGGUUGCUAACUUUGUGGCGUUAGCAGGGCAGCUGAUAAUGCCAGGUCUUGCUGCUGUGUGCUCUGAUUGGAAGAUCCUGCAAGCUGUCAUCAUCUGCCCCCUGUCACUAAUGCUGUCAUACAUAUGGUUAUUUCCAGAGUCUCUGCGCUGGCUGUUAGCGACGCAGCAGUACACUCGGUCCAAAUGGCUUAUUGAGCGCAUCGCUAAGAAAAACAACACAAACGUGGACACACAUGAGCUAAUCACAGAGCUGAACAGAGUUUUGGAGAAACCACCAAGGAAGACAUGUAUAGUGAAGAUGGUGGGCACAAGGAACCUGUGGAAGAACAUUGUGGUGCUGUGUGUUAACUCGUUAACUGGUUAUGGAAUCCAUCACUGUUUUGCACGCAGUAUGAUGGAUCAGGAUCAGGAGCGCAUCACCAUGUUCCACGACUUCUAUGCUGAUUAUUAUACAAUGGCAGGAAUCGCUGUGGCAACUGGCCUUGCGCUGUGUCCAGCAGUGGGAAUUAUGGGACGUCGGGGGGGUUUACUAAUGUUCAUGAUCAUCACUGCACUGGCAUCGUUACUGCAGCUCGGCCUGCUCAACUUGGUUGGAAAAUAUAGCGUCCAGCUUAAGAUCGAGUCAGAAACUCUGAAGUCAGACUUCCACGUGGCAUUCUCCAUCAUAGGCAUGUUCUCCUCUCAGGCUGUCAGUAAUCUGAGCAUCUUUUUCUGUGCAGAAAUCACCCCCACUGUCAUCAGGGGCGGAGGUCUGGGUCUGGUGUUAGCGAGCGCUGGGUUUGGGAUGCUAACGGCACCCAUCAUGGAGCUACAUAAUCAGAAAGGCUACUUCCUGCACCAUGUGAUCUUUGCCUGCUGCACACUCAUCUGCAUCAUCUGCAUCCUGCUGCUCCCCGAGUCGCGCCACCAGCCCCUACCAGAGUCUCUGUCCGAGGGGGAGGGCUACACCCGCCACCCCCUGCUGCCCCCCCAUAAGAAACCUGCUGAACAGCUACACCUGCUGCCCGGUCCCCAUGGCCGCAACUACGCCAAUGACGAACACCCUAACGACCGCGCUAAUGACUUCUCCAAUGUCAGAGACACGCCUCUGCGAGAGGUGGCUGUCUCCACUGUUGAGUCCACCGCCUCCUCCACCAUCGGCCCUGAUGAAUACCCUGGUGAGGAACCUGCUGCUGAACUUGAUGCUGUGCGCCUUAGUGUCCUCAGGCAUCUCGACAACUCAAUACCUUCAGCAACAGAUUCACUACCCGAUCUUAUUGCCAAUGCCUCACCCCCUGAUGCCUCUGAAACCCCGCCCUCACAUCAAACUAGCACCUCCCCAGACAUGCUAGACCAUGAAACCCCACCAAUUAUGGACAAUGAUGUCACCAAGUCUCCAGAACCUGUGUCUGUGGAACUUCCUGAACUCAUAUGCCCACCCACUACACAUUUAGCUCCACCUGCACUUUCACUCUGCCCCCCUCCAUCCAUCUCCUCUCCUAUAGACUCUGAUCCUCUGCUGUCCCCACCCCCUCAGACAGGCUCCACCCCUUCAGAGCCUUCUUCACCAGCCAUUUUAGAUGAAACUGUGUUACGUUCAUUACCUCUGACUGUGACAGAUCCAGUCCCACCCUUUAAAAUGGACUCGACCACUUCCUCUCCCAUAGACUCAGCUGUGGACUGUACCAUCAGCACUGCUAACGGGGGAGCAUCAUCCUGACGGGUGUUGACAUGGUGGGAAUGUUUCUCAAAUCCUUUGCUUCUGCCUGCUUUCCUCAAGCUGGUACAAAGCGAUUUACUGAUCUUAACAAAAGGGAGGAGAAUGACAGCAGACGGGAGCUUUAAUGGGUGCUGACUGGAACAAAACAGGAGUCCCUUCACUGCUGCUGAGUGACCGUGAAGUGAACAACUCUCAGUAGUGAAACUUUAACAUUUUACUGACUAAUUACGAGAAAUGGCAGAUGUGGAAUUGGCCACACCCCAAAUCACUGGAAACUAGUUUUAAUGUACUUUUUAUUAGUGUGCUUUGUAAAAAAAAAAAAAAAAAAAAAAGUGCUAAACGAGACAUGCCCAAAAGGGAACUUUUUGUCUUUUGCCACAGCCGCUAACUGUAUGUGUGUGUGUGUGUGUGUGUGUGUGUGUGCAGUGCCAAGCCUGAAAGUCUCAAAACCAUCAAACCCCUGAUCACUUAACCCUCAGGAGUGAAACUCUGAGCCCUAAUCACUAAACCCUCACAGUGGUUAUCAGCUGUGUGGUUAAUGUGUUACAGUAGACUGGCCGGAGUACCUGAAAGAUCCAGACACAGAAUGGACGAUAAGAAGCCUGUCCAGGUUUCGUCAGGCUUCAAGAGGAGUUUAUCCAGUCCCAUGGCUGGAUAUCAUCUGAGAGGAAGAGAUCAAAAACAGAAGAGUUUAUAUUUCCUGUGCUCUGAUUAGCAAAGCAAUGUCUUGUUAAAAAGUUAAUGAAAAGAAUGUUAAAAGAUGAGCAGACAGAAGAGUUUUUACUUUAAUACAGGACUCUGAUGUGUUUAUUAACUCUGGAGUCUUCAGGUUCCUCCUCCGUCUCUGUGACACUUUUAAUUCAUUCAGUAAUCCCUUCAUCCUGCUCACUUAUGCUCACUGACAAUAUUCAUUUGUUGGAUUUUGAAGAAAGUUUUGUUAGAAAACAUUAAUAACAGAAAUAAUAACAGUGAUAUUGAGUGUGAAUGGAAUUUCAGAGAACAGGCCACAAGUUUAAAGUGUUCUCACUAAGCACCAGUGAGAAAUUCCGUACUCUGACCACUAAACCCUAAUCCCCUGACUCUCUCCACUAAACCCUAAUCCCCUGAGUCUGACCACUAAACCCUAAUCCCCUGAGUCUGACCACUAAACCCUAAUCCCCUGAGUCUGACCACUAAACCCUAAUCCCCUGAGUCUGACCACUAAACCCUAAUCCCCUGAGUCUGACCACUAAACCCUAAUCCACUGAGUCUGACUACUAAACCCUAAUCCCCUGACUCUCUCCACUAAACCCUAAUCCCCUGACUCUCUCCACUAAACCCUAAUCCCCUUACUCUCUCCACUAAACCCUAAUCCCCUGACUCUCUCCACUAAACCCUAAUCCCCUGAGUCUGACCACUAAACCCUAAUCCCCUGACUCUGACCACUAAACCCUAAUCCCCUGACUCUGACCACUAAACCCUAAUCCCCUGACUCUGACCACUAAACCCUAAUCCCCUGACUCUGACCACUAAACCCUAAUCCCCUGACUCUGACCACUAAACCCUAAUCCCCUGACUCUGACCACUAAACCCUAAUCCCCUGACUCUCCACUAAACCCUAAACCCCUGACUCUGACCACUAAACCCUAAACCCCUGACUCUCCACUAAACCCUAAACCCCUGACUCUGACCACUAAACCCUAAACCCCUGACUCUGACCACUAAACCCUAAACCCCUGACUCUCCACUAAACCUUAAACCCCUGAGUCUGACCACUAAACCCUAAACCCCUGAGUCUGACCAGUAAACCCUAAAGCCCUGACCCCUCUUUUAGAAUUGGGGGUCACCUUAAUGAAAUAGGCAAAGCCUUGUUGUUUAGGUGACCUCUUUGGUGAAUGAGAUUCAGGGCAGAUGCACACACUACUGAUGAAGGGUUAGUAAAUAAUGGAGUUAGCCCUGAGCCCUAAACCCUGAACCCUAAACCCUGAGCCCUGAGCCCUUUGUUGACAAGGAAGGGAUACUGAAAUGCAACAGAGUGAGACUCCUUGUGCAGGUUAAGAUGUGUGUGUGUGUGUGUGUGUGUGUGUGUGUGUAGUGUCAGGAUGUUUCUGUCUAUAUCACACUUUAUCACCAUGGCAACAAAGCAUGUAAACAUGAUGUUGAAGAAGCUAAAGUGAACUAAUGUAAACACACUCAAUGAUGUAAGAGAAGAGUGUUGUGGCUUUGGUGUUUUUUUUUUU
Hemibagrus wyckioides is the source of this 5175-nucleotide messenger RNA. RefSeq names its product solute carrier family 22 member 23 (gene slc22a23a). Gene Ontology annotation, cellular component: membrane. The coding region runs from base 455 to 2956 and encodes 833 amino acids. The record is from RefSeq and is a predicted model, not a curated record. NCBI's taxonomy places the organism in Eukaryota, Metazoa, Chordata, Actinopteri, Siluriformes, Bagridae. Gene Ontology annotation, molecular function: transmembrane transporter activity. The transcript has 10 exons. Gene Ontology annotation, biological process: transmembrane transport.